AUAUUCUUCUCUCGCCCGAGACGCAUUAUUCGCGUUGUGUCUCGCGGUUUAUUUCGAGGAAAGGCGAUUCAUUUUGAGGCGCAAGACCCAGGGAGAGCCGCUCCCGAGCUCUCCUCCCGCAAUUCCCGUGUUCUUCCAUUCCCCCAUUUCCCUUCCCCCUUCCCCUUCUGUCAUCGCGUCGAUCCGUCUCUCUCCCUCUCCCUCUCUGUUUCCUUUCCGUCAAUGCAGCGGCAGUAUCUUCUGCUGUUCGCCGGAGUGAGCAGUGACGGAUAACGCGCGAGCGUGAGACGUAUACCGCGGACAACGCAGCCUCUCCACAUCCGGGAUGUAUUCCAAGACCAUCAGCGACCAGCAGGCGACCAAGGAGCAGGUGCUCGCGAUAACCCGGAACUUCGUCGCGCAGCCCCGUCUCACUUACAAGACAGUAUCUGGAGUAAACGGUCCAUUGGUGAUAUUGGACGAGGUGAAAUUUCCAAAGUUCGCUGAAAUCGUACAACUGAAGCUCGCCGAUGGCUCCCUACGUUCCGGUCAGGUUCUGGAGGUCUCUGGCUCCAAAGCGGUCGUCCAGGUUUUCGAGGGCACAUCCGGCAUCGACGCGAAAAACACUCACUGCGAAUUCACCGGUGACAUUCUGCGGACCCCGGUGUCCGAGGACAUGUUGGGCCGCGUUUUCAACGGUUCGGGAAAACCGAUCGACAAAGGACCGCCGAUCCUCGCGGAAGACUACCUGGACAUUCAGGGACAGCCUAUCAAUCCGUGGUCUCGUAUCUAUCCGGAGGAAAUGAUUCAAACCGGAAUAUCGGCCAUCGACGUAAUGAACUCCAUCGCCCGUGGCCAGAAGAUUCCCAUCUUCUCCGCUGCCGGUCUGCCGCAUAACGAGAUUGCCGCGCAGAUCUGUCGUCAAGCAGGUCUCGUGAAGGUGCCUGGCAAAUCGGUUCUCGACUCUCACGAGGACAAUUUCGCCAUCGUGUUCGCGGCCAUGGGUGUCAACAUGGAGACCGCGCGUUUCUUCAAACAGGACUUUGAGGAGAACGGCUCUAUGGAGAACGUGUGCCUGUUUCUGAAUUUAGCCAACGAUCCGACGAUCGAGAGAAUCAUCACACCUCGUCUCGCCCUGACGGCGGCCGAAUUCCUGGCGUAUCAGUGCGAGAAGCACGUGCUGGUCAUUCUCACGGACAUGUCCUCGUACGCUGAGGCGUUGCGCGAGGUCUCAGCCGCUCGUGAGGAGGUACCGGGUAGACGCGGUUUCCCCGGCUACAUGUACACCGAUCUCGCCACGAUUUACGAGCGCGCCGGCCGUGUGGAGGGACGCAACGGUUCCAUCACGCAAAUCCCGAUUCUCACUAUGCCGAACGACGACAUUACUCACCCGAUUCCCGAUCUUACCGGAUAUAUCACCGAGGGCCAGAUCUACGUCGAUCGUCAGUUGCACAACAGGCAGAUCUAUCCACCCGUGAAUGUAUUGCCGUCUCUGUCGCGUCUCAUGAAGUCCGCCAUCGGCGAGGGUAUGACGCGAAAGGAUCACUCCGAUGUGUCCAAUCAAUUGUAUGCAUGUUACGCCAUUGGAAAGGACGUCCAGGCGAUGAAAGCCGUCGUGGGAGAAGAGGCGUUGACGCCGGACGAUCUGCUGUACUUGGAAUUCCUGUCGAAGUUUGAGAAGAACUUCAUCUCGCAGGGCGGCUACGAGAACCGCACGGUCUUCGAGUCGCUGGACAUCGGCUGGCAGCUUCUGCGAAUCUUCCCCAAGGAGAUGCUUAAGCGAAUCCCAGCCAGCACCCUCGCGGAAUUCUAUCCGAGAGACUCCCGUCAUUAAUCACCGUUUUAUUUGUCUCGUCUUAUGCGUAAGCUUAUUUUAAUGGAAUUGCGCGUACAAGUCCGAUUUAUCUUCUCUUCGACAUUAAUCAGAAUAAAAACACGCCAGUUCUUGUGUGUUUGCAAGAAAGAUCGAUGUAACGUGAGAAGAGAAUGAUUAAAGAGAAUAGUUAAAACGGCAUAUACGCUUUCGGAUAAUAAAGGGACAAAAGAGAAAGAAUAACGCGUCUUUGUUGCAGGCUAUUAAAAAAAUGUUGACGUUACAAGCUUACAGGAUCGUAUAUCGUUUUUUGAUGUUGUGCAAUGAGAGUUUAAAAUGGGUAACAACGAUAUUGAUAUGUUAAGUAAGCUGAAAAAUUAUAAACAAUUUAUUCUGGGAGACCUUGCAAAAAUUGCAAGUUGCAGAUCCGAGACUACAUAUGUUAUCUCUAUCAUGGAAAUAAUAAACACUGCAUACAUAUAUAUUGUUUCAAUAUUUGAAGCAUGCGUCUUUCGUGCUUUGGAGCGACGACGCUCACUCACGCCAAGCAAUCAUUGUAAAGUGUAAUAUAUUAUUCAGUAUUAACGUAGACGAAAAGCAUAGAGAAAUCCACGAAUCGCGUUGUAUUUCUGCGUUCCCAACAUUCCACUGCGAAAUUCACAUAUAUAAGAUUCUUUAUGCGUUUGAACCAAUCCGACGGAAAGAUGUUUAAACACGAUAUGUACAGUUACCUUUAGAGAAUGUUCCGAGCGAAACGUCAUCGUGUAUCGUCUUGUGAAAGACAAACUGUAUAUGUUAGAAAUAGAGAAUUAAAGGAGAUUUGUUGUCUUUGAA
Temnothorax curvispinosus is the source of this 2626-nucleotide messenger RNA. It is a transcript of the gene Vha55, whose product is annotated as V-type proton ATPase subunit B. Gene Ontology annotation, biological process: proton transmembrane transport; ATP metabolic process. Bases 326 to 1813 code for a protein of 495 amino acids. Gene Ontology annotation, cellular component: proton-transporting V-type ATPase, V1 domain. NCBI's taxonomy places the organism in Eukaryota, Metazoa, Arthropoda, Insecta, Hymenoptera, Formicidae. The transcript has 4 exons. Gene Ontology annotation, molecular function: proton-transporting ATPase activity, rotational mechanism; ATP binding. The record is from RefSeq and is a predicted model, not a curated record.